UCAAAUAUUUGGAUUUCUCAAAAAAAUCUAAGAUCGGUUUAUAACUCAGCUGAGAUUAAAUCUUGAGAUACCUUCUUAGUAGUCUCAAAUCUUAUCUUACCUCUCAAAUAUGGCGAUCAACAACAGAUCACAACGUCGUCGCCGCCGGCAUCGUCAGCGUAUAGCGUAUAACAGACUCGUGGAUCGCGAAAAUCCAUUAGAAAAUUUGUGUGAAGUAGAGGUGUUUAAGAGGUACCGAUUUAGGCCUGAUACAGUUCUUUAUAUCACUGGUUUGCUCGCCCCUUCUCUUACACGCGAAACUCUGAGGAGUUGCGCUCUACCACCCCUUCUUCAAGUCCUCGUAACACUGAGGUUUUUAGCGACUGGUGGGUUUUACUCGCUGAUUUCGGACACCUUUUCCUCUAUUUCCCCACCUUCCAUAUGCAGAGCAGUAAGAGACGUGUGCCGUGGUUUGUGCUGGGUGGCAAGGCAAUUUAUCAACAUGCCGACAGGUCCAAGAAUGGUACAAGUGAAACAAGAAUUUUUUGCCAUUGCAGGUUUCCCAAAUGUUCUGGGAUGUGUUGAUGGGACCUUCAUCAAACUACAAGCACCAUCACAGAAUGAACCAGACUAUGUGAAUAGGAAAGGAUAUCAUUCUCUUAAUGUGCAGGUAUUCUGUGCUUUUAACAUUAGCAUAUUCAUGGAUCAUAUUCGAUUUCACAACACAACACAGUAUGGUAUGAUUUUUGAUAAUGUAUUAAUAAUUUCAUUUAUGCCACAACAGGGCCUAUGGGCCACAUUGCUCAUCUGUGAAGAUGGGCAACUAGUUAAACAAGUCUUAAUUUACACAAUAUAAUAUGUUUUCAUAACUUGAAGUUUUAUGCUUAAUAAAUACUACUGUAUAAUGGCUAACUAUUUCAAAAACAACAAACAAUCAAUCAAAAUAUGGAAUGUCAAAGAUGACAACAAUGAUGAAGACAACAUAGAUAGACUGAAAAGCUCACACCAGCCAGCAGUUCACAUGAGCGAAACAUAACAAAUAA
Molecule: messenger RNA, 1022 nt
Organism: Ostrea edulis (European flat oyster)
Lineage: Eukaryota; Metazoa; Mollusca; Bivalvia; Ostreida; Ostreidae
Product: putative nuclease HARBI1
Exons: 2
Coding region: 110-835 (241 amino acids)
Source: RefSeq, a predicted model, not a curated record